AUGAGCGAUACAUCUGUUACUUCAGAGUUCAGCUCAAGACUCAGAACUACAUGCUUCACUAGACAACUCAUUGAUAGAAUAACUACUCAUUAUAAGAAGGCUUCUGACUUACAAGAUGAGACUGAGGUCAGUUUUCACCAGAGUAUGAAAUUUGAUGAUGAGACAAUGAAGAAACUUCAGAACAAAGAAAAGCAGAGUUAA
Messenger RNA from Blastomyces gilchristii SLH14081, 201 nucleotides. RefSeq lists its product as uncharacterized. The transcript has a single exon. The coding region runs from base 1 to 201 and encodes 66 amino acids. NCBI's taxonomy places the organism in Eukaryota, Fungi, Ascomycota, Eurotiomycetes, Onygenales, Ajellomycetaceae. The record is from RefSeq and is a predicted model, not a curated record.